Molecule: messenger RNA, 2960 nt
Organism: Octopus sinensis (East Asian common octopus)
Lineage: Eukaryota; Metazoa; Mollusca; Cephalopoda; Octopoda; Octopodidae
Product: mitochondrial potassium channel
Exons: 2
Coding region: 369-1502 (377 amino acids)
Source: RefSeq, a predicted model, not a curated record
GAAAUUAUCUAUCGAUCGUCUGUCAUUUAUGCAUAAUGAGCUCACCACCUGCAGUUAACAAAAAAGCUAGUCAAUUUCAAAGCCAAUAAAUAUUGUUUUAAAUUUGACCUUUCAGGUAGGUUCCUGCCACUUUAUAUCGAUUUUCCAACCAAACUCAUAUCGACACAGACCACCAUUUCUAGUGACCUUCUAUAUUUGCUAUAUGUGUAUGUCUGUAGUAAGGUCACGCUACUAAUUGUAAUUCCAACAAAAACAGCUGAAUAAAUAUAUUCACGAAAAACGUGGGAGGAAUGGUGUUAAGAAUUUGAAUAAGGAUCCAAUUAACAAGGGACUCAACUCAUAAGAAACCAACUUCCUCCUCUCGAAAUAUGGCUGUCCAGUGUAUUUGCCGAUAUCCUGGUAUCUUCUUAAUUUCGGCAAGACCACUGUUAAACUUUACUCGAACUUUCCUACAUAAACGUCAACUGACGAAUAUGAAUUUAUCCAAACUUUCCAAGAUUUCGUUGACCAAUGGCAAAGCUGGGAAACUGAUGCAAACCUACGAAGAAUUCAUUGGUUUGUCUGAUGUGAAAGCAGCACAGAGUAAGGUUAUUGAAUCUGAGAAAAAUUUUUUGAAAAUUCAAGAACAGCGCCGCCAAAAAAGUCAUGAACUUUUUGAAAUUCAAAUGAAUCUUCGGAAGAUCAAUGCUGAGCUGGAGAAGAUAAACCGAGCAGAUGAUAAGUACUUGGCAUUGCUAACUCAAGAGCAUGCAAUCAUACAGAGAGAGGCAAACUUAAACAAUGAUUUAAGCGAUCUUGAAAAGCUAGAGAAAGAACAUUUCACAGCUCUAUCAAUAUCAGUACGAGAAAGUCAUGAAAAAGAACGUGCUCAAUCUGAGAAAACCAAAUAUUGGUCUGUUAUUGGUUCCAUUAUUGGUGCCUUGCUAGGCAUCAUUGGUACAACCAUAAACAACAAAAUGAGAAUGAAUGAGUUACGUUCAAUUGUGACCAAAUCUACUGAAGAGGGGCAACAGCAAAGGGCUUUAACAGAGAAGGUAAUUACUGCUUUAAAGAAACAAUUGGCUUCAACAGAGACUUUCAUCUCUGAGUUACAUGGUCUAUUGAAAUCAAAUGUGUUAACUCCAGCAACUCUCUCUAAUAUCGGAGAACAAUUUAUUCAUUACAAUAAGGAACAUGCUAAAGAUUCAAGUGCUGCUUUCUUAACUGGUAGCUCCCAAAAACUGGAGCAGCAAACUGCAGAGUUAUUGACCUGCCUUAAACACCAGGACAAAUUCCUAACAAUUGAACUGUCAGCCAUUAAAGAACUCUUACAAAAAACUCACAUGGAUGUAAACAAAGAUGGCAUUAUCUAUAUUAACCCUGAUAUUGAUCACCAUCUUGAAGACAAUAAUCGGAAACUGGAACAACGCCUGAAAUUGCACUCUUUAGCAACAGUGACUUUCAUUUAUGCAGCAUUUGCUUUAACUCUGCCUGUACUGUAUUCAAUCUUUCGAGGGAACUGAAUCAUCGUGAUUUUUUAGAAAAAAAAAAAAAAUUCAUGGUAUGAAUUUUAUCUGAAUCUGUGAUAGCAAAUUUUGUAUCUACACGACGCCUUCCUGUUUUUUUUUUUUAAAUGAUUUAUUUGUAAUUUCUCAUAGACUUGAGUGAUUUGCUGAUCAUUUAAAUAGUUAUUUUCUUAGACUGAUGUUGAUAUUGCAACAUCAUAACAGCAUCUACUAAGAUAUAAAAUUAACAAAUGAAGUGGGUGUGGGAUUAUAUUGUAUCUUACUUUUCGAUUAGCUAUUGAAAGUUACAUUUUUGUAUAAAUCACUUGAAUGAUUUUUUCAACAAUGAUUGCAUUUUCUGCUUCCAGGCACAAAUGUAAAGAUGUCUGCUAUUAUUACAUUCAGACCUUAAACUGAUUCAAAUUGACUGAGCAAUUUCUAAUAGCCGUUUCCAUCUGACUCUCAAUAUACAAAAAUUAUAAAUGACAAGACACCAAAACAUUUUUCUGCCAAUCACUAUAUUCUUCAUUAAUAUUUUAAAAAAUAAGGAAUAAAAUAGAAACCACUUUAAAAGAUGAGGAAUACAAUUUUGUGUAAUGACAUUGGAAAAUUUCUUAGGAAUGCCUUUCGCAUGAAAAACAUACAUUUAAGUGUAGGCUACUAUACUUAAUGCAUCUUCAUUAUGUUUUGUUAAUCUGCACUUGUCAGUGCAGUUCAUAGUAAUUUGUUUCAAACCAUAUGGUCUCUAUAAUUACAUUUCCUCCAAUGACUUGUGGACGCUGAGAACUUUUUUAAGUAGUAUCAGAAGAUGGAUAGAGUAUCUGUCUACUUGCUUCUGGAUCACAACUUCAUAUCCACUGCUGGCAUAUUCUUGUUUUCCUCAGUUUAGUUAUAAAUACUAGAUCAAUUUGUAAAUGCUGUCUUAGACCAGAGUCAACUUUGCCAUUAGGUCUGAACUCUGAUCCUGGUUACUUGCUAAUGUAUGCUACAGUCUUUUCCAUGUUAAACUCUUCUAUCAUGGAGCAUCUUCCUCCUUUAGAUAGCUAUUAUCCUUUAACCUCAUUUGGUUCUAACUCCACAAAUAACCUUAUAACUCUGUAUCACCUCAAUCUCAAUUCCCUCUGCAAGCCCAGGUUCUGUGAUGAGCUAUCAUUCCAAAGAAUAAAGACUACCAAACAGCAGUAAAUUCAGUCCAACAUUAUUGUCCCCCUGUAGUCACUAUCAGAAACUUCUAACAUACAUAAUUAAUUAACAGUAAUCACCCUCCGGAUAAUCCCAGCCAAUGCACUAAUGCAAACGCAAAGAGACCUUAUUGCUCUGCCACUUCUGCACUCACACAAUGAAGUGCUACACAGUGGAAUCAGGCAACUUGGGAAUAGCCUGUGGCCCUCUACUUAAUGUUUUAUCAACUGCCACUUUACCACAAGUCUAUAAUGAGAAAUGCUUAUUGGGGUUCCUUGAUACCAACAACAACAA